This is a messenger RNA of Cladophialophora psammophila CBS 110553, 1101 nucleotides long. RefSeq lists its product as uncharacterized. Bases 1 to 1101 code for a protein of 366 amino acids. The transcript is spliced from 9 exons. The record is from RefSeq and is a predicted model, not a curated record. Gene Ontology annotation, molecular function: methyltransferase activity. Lineage: Eukaryota; Fungi; Ascomycota; Eurotiomycetes; Chaetothyriales; Herpotrichiellaceae.
AUGUCGGCCCCAGCCGCCUCCCAACCCUUGCACGAUGAGAAUCCACAAUCGGAUCAAACACAAGCAGCACUUGUCGCUGAACACGAUAGCGCCCUUGGCGGCGACGACGACGACGACGAUCUUGCAAGCUUAGGUGGCCAAAGCUCCACGGCUUCGAUAACCUCGACUGUCCUGAAUUACAAAUACGAGGUCAGGGCGUUUGUGGCAAACAAGAGGCGGAGGCCAAACAGAACUGAUAUUUGCUGCUGCCAGAAUGGACGACGAUACCACGCGUACAGGGAAGGAGAAUAUGUUAUCCCUAACGAUGAAAGAGAACAAGAGCGUCUUGAUAUCCACCAUCACAUUUUCAGCCUGGUACUUGGGGGAGAGCUAUACUGCGCUCCCAUCCCGGAGGGAGUGUCGAGCGUCUUGGAUCUCGGGACGGGGACCGGUGUAUGGGCAAUUGACAUGGCAGAGACAAGGAGAGCUCACUCGCACCCAGGAAUCGACCUAAGUCCGAUCCAACCCACAUGGGUACCCCCAAAUUGCCGGUUUGAGGUUGACGACUUCGAACUCGACUGGAGAUACACAACUCCGUUCGACUUCAUUCACGCUCGAAACAUAGAAGGAUCGGUCAAGGACCAUAGAAGAUUGUUUCGGCAGGCAUGGGAAAACUUGAUCCCCGGCGGCUGGCUGGAGGCGGCCGAUGCCACCGUGGGGGUCUUCUGUGACGACGAGACAAUCAAACGAGCACCAAAUCUGCUCCAAUGGCGUGAACAUCUGGUGGAGGCGAGUCGUAUAUUCGGAAAGCCCAUGGGCGUUGCACAACACUACAAGGACUGGCUGAUGGAGGCGGGAUUUGUAAAUGUCAAGGAAGUGAUCAAAAAGGUGCCCUUCUCGCCUUGGCCAGUGGAUCCAAAACUGAAGGAGCUAGGAAGCUAUCAACAGAUCUUGAUGCUGGAAGCUCUCGACGCGUAUUCGUUUGCCCUGUUCACGAGAGUCUUAGGGUGGAGUACUCCUCAGAUCCAGGUAUUACUGGCCGGCGUGAGAAAGGAGCUUCUGGAUCGGAAAUUCCAUGGCUAUUCCAAGCUGUACUUUGUGUAUGGGCAGAAGGCGCCCUGA